AUGCUGCCGUUCAAGAUGUUGCCGCCCAAGAUGCUGCCGCCCAAGAUGCUCUCCGGCCUCGCCGCCGGCCUUUUCCUCUUGCUUCCGUUUGUUGCUGCGGCGGGCGAGCAGCAGGACCUGGGCUCCGUGCUUGAGGCAAGCCAGGAUCUUUCCAAGUUCUAUGACCUGCUCAAGAAAUACCCCGAAAUCUUGCUCCAGCUCCCGAGCUACACGGGCGUCACGAUCAUCGCCCCCACCAACGAAGCCUUCGACCGCAUCCCCUACACCUCCCUCAACGCCGCCUGGGACCCGGCCGACAAGGCCAAGACGGUGCCCCUGUUGCAGUACCACAUGAUCCGCGGCACCCUCGCCACCGACGACGACGCCGCCCUCAGCCCGGGCCCCACACGCGCCCGCGCAACCCUCCUCGUCGACCGGGCCUACGCCAACGUCUCCGCCGGCCAGACCGUCCUCGCCGCCAAGCAGCCCGCCGGCGCCGUCGUCUUCACCUCGGGUCUCGGCUCGCGCUGCUCCGUCGUCGAGUCUGAUCUUCGGUUCCAGGGCGGCGUCGUCCACGCCGUCGAUAACCUCUUGGUCCCGCCCGCGCGUCUUGCCCAGACGGCGCGCGCCUUUGGUCUGACUUCUUUUCUGGGCGCGCUUUAUGCUGCCGGGCUCAUGCCCGCUGUUGCUGAUCGGAGCAAUGUGACUGUCUUUGCGCCCCAGGAUGCUGCCUUUGCCCUGGUCGGCGGCGGGCUCGAGAAGAUGAAGACGGCCGAGCUCGCCCGCGUCAUGAGCUACCACAUCGUCCGCGGCCAGGUCCUCGUCUCGUCCGCCCUGGCCAACGGCUCCAAGCUCGAGACGCUGGCCGCACCCUCCGAGGCCGGCACACCGCGCCCCGUCACCAUCCGCCAAGCCGGAAACAACAAAUACGUCGACUCGGCCCAAAUCAUCCAGCCCGACAUCCUCAUCGCCAAUGGUGUCCUCCAUGUUGUUUCAUCUGUGCUCAGCCCGGAUGCCGGGACGGCGGCUGUCCCCAAUCCAGACUCGGCCAUUCAGCCUCCCGUUUUCCCCGUCAGCCGCGCUCGUCACCCCUUCACCUCGGCCCUGCCCUGCACCACGAAUUGCCCCGUCGCCUCAUCCGACGUCUUGGAAGCCGCCUCCACACCUUCCACCACUUUCUUCCUCGCCAGCUCCAGCAAAGGGGUCGGGGCGCCUGGCGCCGCCUGUACAGCCCAUGUGGCCGGGGCCGCCGCCAUUGGUCUUUUGGGGGUCGGUGCUGGGUUGGCGCCUUGGCUAUGA
Messenger RNA from Hirsutella rhossiliensis, 1278 nucleotides. RefSeq names its product fasciclin domain-containing protein. Bases 1 to 1278 code for a protein of 425 amino acids. The transcript is spliced from 3 exons. The record is from RefSeq and is a predicted model, not a curated record. NCBI's taxonomy places the organism in Eukaryota, Fungi, Ascomycota, Sordariomycetes, Hypocreales, Ophiocordycipitaceae. Gene Ontology annotation, cellular component: fungal-type vacuole membrane. Gene Ontology annotation, biological process: macroautophagy.